UAUUAUGAUCAAUUCUGGUCUCUUGCUAGUAAUCCUGAUAGUGCUGGCAGUUGCUGGAGUCGGAUUCUUUUUGUGGAGGACUGGAAGAAUGCAGAAACUGAUCAGAGGACGCCAGAAGAGAUAUGGUGAACCCGAGGCUCCCGCGACAGGAAGGACGACCAAUAACAUUCGCCCUCCAAAGAACACAGCGUGUUACGACAACAUGACGUACACACCUGAAGAUGACAUCUACGUCUACGGCGGCAUGAGCUUCACGGCGAAGCAGCCAGGGUACAUGUCGAAAGAUCAGCUGUCACUACUGGAGGAGAUUCAAACUGGAAGAUUUGCACGAAUUUUCAAGGCUUCUUACAAGACUGGCAAAAAAGUCACACGAGGCGGCGGCAAAGGUCCUCAAAGGCACGCCUGACGAGGAUAGUAAUUU
Molecule: messenger RNA, 421 nt
Organism: Haliotis rubra (blacklip abalone)
Lineage: Eukaryota; Metazoa; Mollusca; Gastropoda; Lepetellida; Haliotidae
Exons: 3
Coding region: 5-406 (133 amino acids)
Source: RefSeq, a predicted model, not a curated record